This is a messenger RNA of Pseudonaja textilis, 3151 nucleotides long. The record is from RefSeq and is a predicted model, not a curated record. NCBI's taxonomy places the organism in Eukaryota, Metazoa, Chordata, Lepidosauria, Squamata, Elapidae.
UAAACAACAUGAAAUUCUUCUGCAAGACGUUGCUGGCCUUCUGGGUCCUAUCUGAAGGGGUCUUGGCUGGACCGUGGAGCGCCUGGAUGCCCGAACACAUCACUGCGUUUGAGGGCACCUGUGUGGUUAUCCCCUGUCGCUUCAGCUACCCAGAAGAGCUACGUCCACCAACCAUCCAUGGCAUCUGGUACUUCAACAGCCCAUACCCCAAGAAUUAUCCACCAGUGGUUUACAAAUCCCGCACCAACAUUAUCCACGAGAGCUACGUUGGACGCAGCAGACUGCUGGGAGAGCUGAAUUUCCGCAACUGCACCCUCCAGAUCUCCCGUCUCAGCCCUGAACUCUCAGGGAAGUAUUACUUUCGGGGAGACCUCGGUGGCUACAAUCAAUAUACCUAUCCAGAGCACACUAACCUUGAGGUCAUCAACAAGCCUACCAUUUUGAAUCCUCCAGAAGUGGUGGAGGGUUCAGAUGCAGAGCUGCGCUGCGAGGUGCCCGACAAUUGCCCAGACAUGAAACCUGUCAUCACAUGGAUGAACCAUGAGAAUUUGGCUGAGCAUUCCGUCUACGCACAGAUAGAGGAAGAAGGUAGCACUUGGUCACUCAUCUCCAUCCUGAAGUUCCUACCAUUGCGUGAGAACCACGGACAUGAGGUGGGCUGCAAAGUCAGCUACCCCAACACCACUUUUGAGUUUGAAGGCUUCUCGACUCUGGACGUCAAAUACCCACCCCGCAUCCUGCAAGUCAACUCCUCCACGGAAGUCCUACAUGGCACUCAUGUGUUCUUGAUGUGUAUUGUGGACAGCAGUCCAACAGCCAUGAUUUCCUGGCUCCGAGAAAAUGAAAUUCUCCAUGAGGACUUGGCUGGAAACCUCACACUCUACCUCGACAAUGUAACUCACCUGCAGGAUGGCCUCUACACUUGUGUGGCGGAGAACAUUUAUGGCAAAGACAACCACUCCCUUGCCUUGUCUGUGCUGUAUGCUCCUUGGAAACCAGUAGUCAACGGAUCAUUGGUGGCCAUUGAAGGAGAGCCUGUCACUAUCUCCUGCAGCUCACAGAGCAGCCCUGACCCAACGAUCACCAUCUUCAAGGACAAGAAGCCAUUAGCCAUGGGGGUCUACCAAAGCCAGGUGGAGCUGGAGUUCGAAUCCGUGUCGCACGAAGACGACGGUGAAUACUGGUGCACAGCAGAGAACCAGUUUGGCCAGAGCAGCACUGCUUUCAACCUUACCGUUGAAUUUGCUCCCCGUAUUCUUCCGGACUCCAAGUGCACAGCUGCUCGGGAUACAGUAAAAUGCAUCUGUGCAGCCAAAGCCAACCCAGAAGCUGUGAUCACCUUUGAGUUGCCCACCCGCAAUGUGACGGUCAAUGAGACUGACCGGGAGUUUGUGUACUCCCAGAAAACAGGCUACAUUGUCACCAGCAUCCUGACUGUUCAGAGGGAGGUUGAUUCUCAGCUCUACAUAGUCUGCUCUGCCAGGAAUGUUUACGGCACCAAGAACCAGCAGCUCCAGUUCCAUCACUCCAAUAGUCUGAUGUGGGCAAAGGUUGGACCGGUGGGAGCUGUUGUGGCCUUUGCCAUACUCAUAGCUGUGGUGUGCUAUGUCAGCCAGGCCAGAAAAAAAAAAAACAAUGAAAAUCCUGGCUUUGGGCAAACAGAAAACCCUCCUGUUGUCUACAGUGGAGAUUACAGGACUCCGGGCAAUCUGGAAAAAUCAGAGUAUGGGCGCUGUGACAAACGGCUGUUGAACAAGCGUGAGGACCUGGGGAUUGAUUAUGCCAACAUAGACUUCACCAAAUUGUCCACCAAGGACAGCUAUACCCUGACCGAGGAGUUGGCUGAAUAUGCUGAAAUCCGAGUCAAGUGAGGCCUCUUCUCACCAAGGCCUUCCUUCCAACUGGAACUAUAGUAGUUGAACGAGACCCCAAGCCGUCACCAUUCCUGGGCUGGGCAUCCAUCAUCUCUCAGGGGGGACUCCACAUUAUCCACUGUUUUUGAUAUCCUGAUGUUUGCACUCCAAAAUACGGGGUGCAUUUUCAUUUCCGGGAGAGUACAUACUGAAGGUCAACUAACACAGAUUAGGGUUCCCCUUUUCUCUCUCACACACAAACCCCACAAGUAAACACUGGUCCUUUUGGCCAGCCAACAGGUUAUAGGUACAGAAUGGUCAGAGGGCAGCUCUUUCUGCUUCUGCUGUGGUAAAUUGCUAAAUCUUGGGUACCUAGUCUAAUUUGCUAGCAAACUAUCAAAGUAGAGCAAGAUUCCAGGUCAUUAUCGUAAGGAUCAAAUUGACAAAUCCAGAACAGCUGUGAUCUAAUGGCUAUUCCCCCUAUCUGAUAGGGUUUCAUGAAAGAAGUUGUGUUUCUAGGAGAAAUUGAAUGGAUUGGUUUUCACCACAAUGCCCAAGAGUCUUGAUCCAUCUCAUCGAGGCUGAUGAUCAUAAGCAGUAGAGUUGGCUCUCUAUCUGUCCAACGUUCACUUCACAUUUCAGAUUCAAGCUGGGGAAAAAAAAAUCAAAUUCCAGCUCACACGUCUCAAUAACUCUACAUUUCUGUCUUUAACAAAAUAAAGAAAGCAGAGCACAUUUAGGCACAUCAUUUAUUUCUCCAUGUAUAAGACAGUGGACAUUUUACCACCCUGUUUUGAUUCGAAGUAUCAUAGUUUUCAGGUUAAAAAGAAACAAAGUGAUGAGAUGACCGAAAACAUCACCUAGUGAAUUCUAGCGUCUCCAGGGCACCCACCAGCUAUGGUUGAAGAAAUAUAAAGCUUGCCCAGCUACUGCCCUUUUGACAUAGGAAUGGUUUGGGUGACUCUAGAAGAUGCUAUGAAUUGCUAGCAUGGAAAUGACCUUCAUUGUCAAGCCAUUUUUACCAGAUAUGCUUAGAUCCAAUUUUACAUUAUGUAUAUCUGUUAAGUAGAGGACUAACUUCUGUUUCCUAGAAUGUAUGUUCUGUUUCAUCAAGGGUUUCCUUCUGCACCCCAUAAUAGUUCCCAAUGAUACAUUCCUGUUGUUGUUAGCAUGACUAAUGAAAGUGCUGUGUGUUUUGCUGAGCAACUGGAUAUUGUAUUCUGUAGCAUCCAUCAAUUCUGUCGCUUUGCCUUUUGAGAAAAAGUGCCCUUUUCAAUAAGUAAAUUUGUUGGGCAAAA